Molecule: messenger RNA, 1643 nt
Organism: Herpailurus yagouaroundi (jaguarundi)
Lineage: Eukaryota; Metazoa; Chordata; Mammalia; Carnivora; Felidae
Gene: KLK15
Product: kallikrein related peptidase 15
Exons: 9
Coding region: 1-1317 (438 amino acids)
Biological process (GO): proteolysis
Cellular component (GO): secretory granule
Molecular function (GO): serine-type endopeptidase activity
Source: RefSeq, a predicted model, not a curated record
AUGACUGAAAGCACCAGUGGGGGGCUCCAGGCGUCGGCCACGACCGCGCUGAGAGAAAGCCGUUCCAGCAGUAACAGCCUCACGCUACUCAAGCUGAAAGCACCAACCAGCAACUCCGACGCCACCAGCUCCACCGGCAGCGCCCCAAUGGGGCCCGAGGCGCAAAGAGAACAAGAUGGGAGCGAGCGGGCCAUGCACAAAGGAGGGAAGGUGACAGAAAAGGAGGAAGGAGAUGCCCAAAUUGAGAUGAAGACGGGGGAGGAAGGGAAGCACUCGGAAAGGCCAGAGAAAGAACUUCAGCAGAACCCGCAUCCCUUCUCCAUAAUGUGGCUUCUCACCUUCUCCUUCCUGCUGACGCCUGCAGGACAACCCCACCCUUCCCUUGUUAAGCCCCCUGUCUACCACAUCCGCAUUCCCCCAACCUUGCCAGGGCCCUUGGCCCAGUUCUUGACCCUGGCAGGCAGAAUGUGCGACAAGGGAAAAGACUGUGUUGUGAGGGAUCCUUCUCUGCUUCCUCUCCCAGCGGCCCAGCACCACUCCGCCAAGAGGCUGAAAGGUGAGGCGUGUGAGCCCCACUCCCAGCCGAGGCGAGCGGCCCUCUUGGAGCGUGGACGCUUUAACUGCGGUCUUUCCCUCACUCUGCACGCCGGAUGCUGUCUGCUGCCCACCGCCACACCGGGUAUGAAGGCAGGGCUCAGGGUCCUGAGGGAAUCGCCCGCGCACGCGCACAGCUUCAUGAGCGUGCGCCUAGGCGAGCACAAUCUGCGCAAGCGCGAUGGCCCGGAAGGGCUGUGGACUGUAGCUCGCCUCGUCCCACACCCGUGCCACGAAGCGCGCAGCCGUCGCCACGACGUCAUGUUGCCACGUCUAACCCGGCCCACGUGCCUCUCCCCGCAAGUGCGUCCCGUCGCGCUGCCCACGCAUUGUCCCCAACCAGGCAAGGCCUGCGUGGUGUCCGGCUGGGGCCUGGUGGCUGAUGACAAGCCUGGGGCCAAAGGGAGCGCAAGGUCACAAGUGAGUCUCCCAGAUCCGCUGCAUUGUGCCAACAUCAGUGUUAUCCCGGCCACAUCUUGUAGCAAGGACUACCCAGGGCGCCUUAUGAGCACUACGGUGUGUGCAGGAGUAGAAGGCGGAGGCACGGACUCCUGUGGGGGUGACUCCGGGGGACCCCACACAGGGUGGCUGGUCUGUGGGGGAGUCCUGCAGGGAAUCGUGUCCUGGGGUAACGUCCCCUGUGACACUACGAACAAGCCUGGUGUUUAUACCAAAGUCUGCAGCUACUUGGGGUGGAUCAGGGACACCAUGAAGAGGAACUGACUGUUUUGGUCUACCACCUGUGUCUCUGGCUGAGCAGAAACUCCUGUAGCUGGCCACCCACCCCACCCUGACCUGGGACAGAACUGAGCCAUCCCUUAACACCCCAUCUGUCCAAGACGCACAUGUUGGCCAAGGAUUUGUCCCAUGUCAAGCCAGAGCUGGUGCUCAAGGUCACCUGUUUAAACACUGAGAUAACAGUGCUGAUGCAAGUUUCUCUGUAGGAGUUGCUGUGACUUUCUUCUGGAGAUGAAGGGAAGUGGGAGCCAGAGACUGGGUGGGGAACCCAAGGCCACUGUACGUUGCUCCAUUUCACUCGCUGCCCCGAU